Molecule: messenger RNA, 1628 nt
Organism: Triticum aestivum (bread wheat)
Lineage: Eukaryota; Viridiplantae; Streptophyta; Magnoliopsida; Poales; Poaceae
Exons: 3
Coding region: 63-1229 (388 amino acids)
Molecular function (GO): protein binding
Source: RefSeq, a predicted model, not a curated record
CUUUCGAUCUCGCCCCAACCCGCAGCGUCCUCCCGCACUACACGAGCUCUGAGGAGGGCGAGAUGUCUCCGGCGGCGGCGCCGCUCGACGACGAAAACCUACUCUCGGAGAUCCUCCUCCGCCUCCCCCCGCUGCCGUCCACCCUCCCCCGCGCCUCCCUCGUCUGCAAGCGCUGGCGCCUCCUCGUCUCCGACAUCCUCUUUUUCCGCCGCUUCCGCGAGCACCACCGCCACAGCCCUCCCCUCCUCGGCUGCUUCGUCGAGGGCGACCGAUGCGUCUCCUACACGCCCACCAUGGAUUCGCCCGACCGUAUCCCCGGCGAGCGCCUCUCAUUGCAGCUCAUCGAAACCUGCCACUCCUCGGUCCUCGGCUGCCGCCACGGCCUCGUGCUCAUCUCCCCCGAUUCACGGAAUCACGUCCUGGUGUGGGACCCCGUCACCGGCGAUCAGCACCACAUUGCUUUCCCCCCGGGGUUUGUCGGGGUCGCAAACUCGAUCCACGGGGCGGUGCUUCGUGCCGCCGGCGAGGCCCGCCACUUCCAGGUGAUCUUGGUAGGGGUUGGCGGGGAAGACAAGCAACAUAUGCGAUUGCUCGCCCGCGUUUACUCGUCGGAGAAAGGCGCCUGGGGUCCUCUCAUCUCACCACUGGUUCCAUUUGAGGGAUAUACUACGAAGGGUAUUUUCAGCAUGUAUGUUUUCGGCUUGUCGUCUGUGCUGGUUGGGAAUUCCCUUUACUGGUGUCUUGGUGGGCGUUCGGAUGCAAUUCUCGAGUUUGAUUUGGAGAGGCAGAGCCUAGCUGUGAUCCGAGUACCACCGUGUCUGUCUAAAGUGGACCUUCUCCAAUUCGCGGUUAUGCGGGCAGAGGGUGGUGGACUGGGAUUACUCUCCAUAUUAGGCUUCACCGCCCAAUUAUGGAAGAGAAAGACUGGUUUUGAUGGUGUUGCAUCAUGGGGGGUGGCAACAACUAUUGAACUGGACAAGCUACUUUCCCUGAAUCCAGAGAAGGAGAGAGUGCAACCCCUGAUAGAAGGGCUUGCCGAGUACAAUAAUGUGGUUCUCCUGACUACAGGUGGUGAUGCUGUCAUCAUGCUGCAGCUUGAGUCACUGCAAUUCAAGAAAUUUUAUGAGACUCCCAACGCAUUUUAUCAUCAUCAAUUCGAAAGUGUGUAUUCUGCAGGGACAAGCAUUGGUGGUGGACAUGAUGGAGCUGAAUUUUUGCACAGUACAUAAGAUGAUUGUCUGGGUAGAUAUAUCACUAUGAUUUUUGGUUGAGCAGGUACCUAGAGUUGUAUUCUGGCUGCUGAGAUGCAGGAAUUGGCUUCUUUGCUGUGGGUCCGUCCAUUUUGUAUGCUUCAGACGGAGAUAUCGACCCCCUACGUUGCACGCAUGGUCAACUGGGAAGUGGAAUUGUAGGAUUAAUCGUUCAUUUCUAACUUACCUCUGUUAUCUAAGUUCUAGUCACAAUUAGCCAACUGGCUUGUUGAAGAUGUACACUUGCUGAGAUGAUCCUGGCUUACGUCGUGUGUGUUCAUCGUCUCUCUGUUUCCGUUUGAUUAUGUUACUUGUUGUAAUAGGCCGGGAGAUUUGACGUAAUAUUCUUGCUUAUGUCCAUUGCGUGUGCCUGUUGAA